Molecule: messenger RNA, 1650 nt
Organism: Scheffersomyces stipitis CBS 6054
Lineage: Eukaryota; Fungi; Ascomycota; Pichiomycetes; Serinales; Debaryomycetaceae
Exons: 1
Coding region: 1-1650 (549 amino acids)
Biological process (GO): regulation of lipid storage
Cellular component (GO): endoplasmic reticulum
Source: RefSeq, a predicted model, not a curated record
AUGCCAGAAUCGUCACAAAAAAGUAAGAGGACACUAGGGAAACCUAACAGCGAAGAAAUAACACAUCUCCCUCCUUCUCCUGUUAACGAGCAAGAUGCAGCAAUUCUCGAGCAACAGCCUUUGUUGGAUCAUAAUCAUGAAUUUCUUGAUCCAGAUGAUCCCAUAGUUUCUCCAUUGAACUUGUAUAACGUUCAGUUAAUGAAAAUUGGUGUUACGGUACUAAUAUUUUUCAAUGCAAUUGUAGGAUUUGCACUUAUAUUGACGGAUUUCAUCUCAAUUCCCGGACUUAACAACCGAGGUAAGUCUUUUUUGGAGUUGGACCUUAUACUCGUGGCAUUGCUAACUAAUGCCAUCACUCUUUGGUGCUUCACGGUUCCAGUGUACUAUGACCGAAUCCUAGGCUACAUCACUGGUGGGCUUCUUCUCUUAGACUUGCUCGUGAUUGGAGUAGUUACAUACACUAGACACCAAUUUGGCUGGAUAGGAAUUAUUAUUUUGAUCUGGACUGGACUCAAUGUUUUGGUGAAUGCUCUUGUAGACUACUGGGUAGAGAGGGAGAAACGAGUACAGGAGGUAAGAUACACUGGAAGAGUUGAGAAAAGAUGGUCGUUGUCCGAGUUAUUGAUUGCUUUAGUAAAAAUUACCGUCAAAUUAUUCUUACUAUGGGUAGUCUGGUGUAUUAGUCUUACGUUUUGGUUGCAAACGUUUGAUUCACACGAGAAACCAUGGGGAAAAAUGGUUGCUGUGAAUGAUAAUUCUUUCAAAGUUCACCUCGCUUGUUUUGGCAAUGUUCAUAAUAACACGAAAUCUAGCCAACCUAUAAUUCUAGUCGAGGGUGGACAAAUGAUUGCUACAGAAGUCUUCCAAGAGUGGAUUGAAGAACUAUAUCACUUGAACAAAAUCGACCGAUACUGUAUUUGGGACAGACCAGGCUACGGAUUUUCGGAUAGUGCACCUUCUCCGGUUUCAAUAGGAAUCAUUACUGAGUAUCUUAUUGAGGCUCUCAAUAAGGAGGAAAUUGAAGGUCCCUUUUCGUUGGUGGGUUUCGACAUUGGAGGACUAUAUUCGAGAGUGUUUGCUUCUAGAAACCCGAACAAAGUUCAUUCGUUACUUCUCGUAGACAGUUGGCACGAAGAUUUGUUGAAAAGGUGGCCCUUUAGUGGAUCCAACCGAAAGAAUGAGAAGUCUACAGUUUUCAAGAAUAUUAUUGAGCUAAUGGACAAUAUCACUGGAUUUAAGCUUUGGUUUAGAGGCUUGGUCUCACCAUUGGGGAUUGUGUCUAAUAUCCAUUGGUUUUUGCACCCAUUCAAACAUCUGAGCAAAAGUCGAAUUUUCGGGUCCGACAUGCGUUAUCAACCGAAGUAUAUACGAGCUAGACUACAAGAGCAGAUUACGUCUACAUUAUUGUCGUAUUCUGAAGUCAAGGAGUCGACUGUGCAUGACCUUCCGUUGAGUGUGAUCUCAUCUGGGUUUAUGAUCAAGAACUCAUUGAACUGGGGCAAAUGGCAGCAGGAGAUUAGUAAGAUCAGUUCGAACACUGUCGAGUGGGUCAUUGCUGAAAACAGCAACCACGAAAUCUGGAAAAGUCCUCGAGGCAGAGAACAACUCCAGCAGUUACUUAUGCGUGUAAUAGGAGGGAAGACAUACUGA